UUUUUGCAUCGACCGCACAAUUACGUCACUGCGUCAGCGCUGGUGAAGGCUUGCGUCGGGACGGGGGCACGGAACUGCUGUAGGGUCGACGAAUAAUUGGAGAUGAAGGAGAAAAAUUGGAAAUGAAACAGCGGUUUGAGGGGCUGUAGCGGCGACUUAGCGGCGGUACGAGUAUCCGUGGCCUCGCUUUAAAGUGAAUGUUGUAUGAGGAGUCGCGGAGGAAGUGCUUUCAUCGCGGUAAGGUAGUGUAGGGAGAGCCGGGGAGGGCUGAAGCUGCUGGGCUUUUUUUUUUGGAGAGGGAAAACAACAUGGCUGCUGUGGAGCUCGAAUGGAUCCCAGAAACACUGUACAACACCGCUAUCUCGGCUGUGGUGGAUAACUACAGCCGCUCAAGAAGGGACAUACGCUCACUCCCGGAAAACAUACAGUUCGAUGUCUAUUAUAAGCUUUACCAGCAGGGCCGGCUCUGCCAGCUGGGAGGAGAGUUCUGUGAGCUGGAGGUGUUUGCUAAAGUGCUGCGGGCUUCAGACAAAAGACACCUCUUGCACCACUGCUUUCAGGCCCUGAUGGACCACGGUGUGAAAGUGGCUUCAGUUCUGGCAAACUCUUUCAGCCGCCGCUGCUCCUACAUCGCAGAGUCUGACGCCCAUGUCAAAGAGAAGGCCAUCCAGUUCGGCUUUGUGCUGGGUGGUUUCCUGUCUGAUGCGGGCUGGUAUGGAGAUGCAGAGAAAGUGUUUCUGUCGUGCCUGCAGCUGUGCACGCUCCACAGUGAGGUCCUCCACUGUUUCCGGGCUGUGGAAUGCUGUGUCAGGCUGCUUCAUGUCCGCAAUGGCAACUGUAAGUACCACCUAGGGGAGGAGACCUUCAAGCUUGCUCAGUCUUACAUGGACAAACUAGCCAAACAUGGCCACCAGGCCAACAAGGCAGCGCUGUACGGCGAGCUUUGUGCCUUGCUCUUCGCCAAAAGCCACUAUGAUGAGGCAUACAGGUGGUGUAUAGAGGCUAUGAAGGAGAUAACUCCAGGGCUGCCUGUUAAAGUAGUGGUGGAUGUGCUCCGGCAAGCUUCUAAGGCCUGCGUGGUGAAGAGGGAGUUCAGGAAAGCAGAGCAGCUGAUAAAACAUGCAGUGUUUCUAGCAAGAGAACAUUUUGGACACAAGCAUCCCAAGUAUUCUGACACGCUGCUAGAUUAUGGAUUUUACUUAUUAAAUGUAGACAACAUAUGCCAAUCAGUUGCUAUUUACCAGACAGCGUUGGACAUCCGACAGUCCGUGUUCGGGGGGAAGAACAUCCACGUUGCCACAGCUCAUGAAGACCUGGCCUACUCCUCAUACGUGCACCAGUAUAGCUCUGGGAAAUUUGACAACGCUCUAUUCCACGCAGAACGUGCCAUAGACAUCAUAACUCACAUUCUGCCCGAGGACCAUCUGUUGCUGGCCUCCUCCAAGAGAGUCAAAGCUCUGAUUCUGGAGGAGAUCGCCAUCGACUGCCACAACAAGGAGACAGAAGAGCGCCUCCUGCAGGAGGCUCAUGACCUUCACCUCUCCUCACUGCAGCUGGCCAAGAAGGCCUUCGGAGAGUUCAACGUCCAGACAGCCAAACACUACGGCAACCUCGGACGACUCUACCAGUCCAUGAGGAAGUUCAAGGAGGCAGAGGAGAUGCACAUCAAAGCCAUCCAGAUUAAAGAGCAGCUUCUGGGCCACGAGGACUACGAGGUGGCUCUGUCUGUGGGUCACCUGGCCUCCCUCUACAACUACGACAUGAACCAGUAUGAAGACGCAGAGAGGCUCUACCUGCGCUCCAUCGCUAUCGGUAAGAAGCUGUUCGGAGAAGGUUAUAGCGGGCUGGAGUACGACUACCGAGGCCUGAUCAAACUCUAUAACUCAGUGGGAAACUACGAGAAGGUGUUUGAAUACCACAACAUACUGUCCAACUGGAACCGGCUGAGGGACCGGCAGUUUGCCGUCGCAGACGCCCUGGAGGACGUCAAUACUACGCCCCAGCAGACCCAGGAAGUGGUACAAGCUUUCCUAUUGGCUCAGAGCCUUGGCCCCACCCGUCCCUGUCUCGGCUGAUUUUUAUGAGGGAAGAAAGGAAACAAGGACACGUGGGCUUUAGCCUGGAGAGGACACAUGAUGAGCCCUAAUGUGAUGCUUCAGUUGCACACAGUUAAUUAGUAAUACACAGUAAAUUCAAGCAUCACCGGCAUGUCAGGUGACUUUAUGGUCACUGCAGCUGCCAGUUCUCUC
Molecule: messenger RNA, 2249 nt
Organism: Larimichthys crocea (large yellow croaker)
Lineage: Eukaryota; Metazoa; Chordata; Actinopteri; Sciaenidae
Gene: appbp2
Product: amyloid beta precursor protein (cytoplasmic tail) binding protein 2
Exons: 13
Coding region: 309-2075 (588 amino acids)
Biological process (GO): intracellular protein transport; proteasome-mediated ubiquitin-dependent protein catabolic process
Cellular component (GO): Cul2-RING ubiquitin ligase complex
Molecular function (GO): protein binding; ubiquitin-like ligase-substrate adaptor activity
Source: RefSeq, a predicted model, not a curated record